Phasianus colchicus (ring-necked pheasant) is the source of this 712-nucleotide messenger RNA. The record is from RefSeq and is a predicted model, not a curated record. NCBI's taxonomy places the organism in Eukaryota, Metazoa, Chordata, Aves, Galliformes, Phasianidae.
AUGAGGCCAGCGCAGCUCUAUUUGUUUGAAGGCAAAAGGGCAGGAAAUCUUAAACAGGAGAGUGAUAAUGGUGGGGAUCAGGCACCUCCUUUCCAAGAACUGUCUGCCGUGGUGAACUUGGGUCAGUUGGCUGCUUAUUCACCCACGAGCGACAACAGAUUAAUGAUGGAACCAUCACAAGAGUUUGUAUUUAAUUACAAGGGGUUUUACUUUCCAAAAAUUACUACACCUGAGUAUGUAGCUUCCCUGGAGAAUUUUGAAAUCAAGGACAGUGACAUAUUUAUAGCUACUUAUCCAAAAUCAGUGCCUGGCAGUGCCUGGUUUGAUCACAUUUCAGGCUGGUACAGUCAUGCGAAGGAAUUCAAUAUACUCUUCCUGACCUACGAGGAGAUGAAAAAGCGGAGGCUUUGUCAGGGCACCUGGUGCAAGACGCAGAGAGGCACAGUUGGAGACUGGAAAAACACGAUGACAGUGGCACAGAGUGAGAGGUUUGAUGAAGUUCUUAAAGAAAAAAUACAGACCCUGCCUAUCAAAUUCACCUGGGAUACAGACAGUGAAAUGUAGCCUGGCUUUGAGUUUUGUCACUCAUUGACAUUCAUCAUGGAUGGAUAUCCCUGAAGUCCUUGAAGAACAUAAUAUGACAAUUUUCAGCUAUGUUGUAGAAAUAAUAAAUGUAUAAAUAUCUAUUAUAUGUAAUAUAUUAUAUAAAUAA